AGUAGCCGCGCAGCAACAUUUACGUUGCAGAAUGAUGCAAACACCGCGAGAGUCGCGUGCUUGGCUUGUGGUUUUGCUUCCUCAAAAUGUAAACACUGGGAGCUGGUGAGCUAGCCAGAUACACACAUUUCAGGAAGACAGUGCGGUUGUUAAUGACGCUGGGAUGAGUUCAAUUUCCCGGUGGUCAAAAUGGAGAAUAAAGGGACUGAUGAGGUGGAGAAAUUGAAGACAAAGUUCUUGUCAGCAUGGCACAAUGUGAAGUACAGUUGGGCUUUGAAGUCAAAAACCUACUUUAGCAGAAAUUCCCCAGUGUUCCUCCUGGGGAAAUGCUACCAUUUUAAGGCUGACGAUGAGGAUAGCCCAACAGAGAGCUGCAGCACUGAGGUCUGUGAUGCACCCCCCGCCACAGGGGGUGACAACGUGGAGGCUUUCCGGAGGGACUUUGCGUCCCGUGUGUGGUUGACCUACAGAGAGGAGUUUCCUGCCCUGCCAGGCUCCUCCCUAACCUCUGACUGUGGCUGGGGCUGUAUGCUAAGGGCGGGACAAAUGAUGCUGGCUCAGGCCCUCAUACUACACUUCCUGGGCAGAGACUGGAUGUGGUCGGAGGCGUUGGCCCUCCAGCCUCUGGACACAGAGACCUGGACCACCAGUGCAGCCAAGCGUCUUGUGGCCAGCCUGGAGGCCUCACUGCAGGGAGAGAGGCCCUCGGGCCCAGGACCAAUGCUUCAUGCUCCAGGGGCCCCUGGAAGAGUGGAGGAGGCUGACAUCCACCAGAGGGAGGUCUACCACCGUACCCUGGUGUCCUGGCUUGGGGACAGCCCUCAGGCACAGCUGGGUGUCCACAGACUGGUGGAGUUAGGCCUGGUGUCUGGGAAACGGGCAGGGGACUGGUAUGGCCCUGCAGUGGUGGCACACAUCCUGAGAAAAGCUGUAGAGGAGGCAACAGACCCUGGGCUGUCGGGCAUAACUGCUUAUGUCUCCCAGGACUGUACAGUUUACAGUGCUGAUGUCAUCGAUAGCCACCAGUCGUGUGUGGCUGGGGGAGCAGAUGCCCUGCCCUUUACUGACAGCCGGGCGGUCAUCAUCUUUAUCCCAGUCCGACUGGGGGGAGAGAAGACCAACCCAGAGUACUUCAGCUUUGUCAAGAGCAUAUUGAGUCUGGAGUACUGUAUUGGUAUCAUCGGGGGCAAGCCCAAACAGGCCUGCUACUUCGUGGGCUUUCAAGAUGACAGCUUGAUUUACAUGGACCCUCAUUACUGUCAGUCUUUUGUGGAUGUCAGCACUAACCAUUUCCCUCUUCAGUCGUAUCAUUGCCCGUCGCCAAAGAAGAUGCCUUUCAGUAAGAUGGACCCCAGUUGUACCAUAGGCUUUUACUCUAGAAGUGUCCAGGACUACCAGACAAUCAGCCACGAACUGUCCAAGGUGUUGCUGCCAUCAGCGAAUGAGAAAUACCCAGCAUUCACUUUCAUGCAAGGUCACGGAAGAGAUUACAACCUUUCGGCGGAGUUGACCCCGGAGAAGAGGGAAUGGCCGUUUAUCCGUGACCCACAGAGAGCAGCCGCUACCGCUGGAGACUUCGUGCUGCUCUGAAGGUCAACGCUGCGGUCAAAGGUCAUGGUCAGAGACUUUUUAAAACGACCAGCGAAGUGACUUUACCAGACAGACUGAAACCUGCUUAUCAAAGGCCAGGACUCUAUUCCAUAAUUAUGAAAAUACAUAGCCAAUAUAAAAAUGUUCUCACACCAGCAUUCAUGACUUAAUACACAAAACCUAAAAAUAUUAAAAUUGUUAUCUUAUACUGUAGAUAGUUGCUGUUAGUUUUGAUUGUUCUGUGGAAAUCGGUAACAUAGGGCAAAGGAUCAAACAAACAUACCAUGGGUCUGUAAGCGCUAUGAGGUUGCACUGAGGGUUAUGCGAUGUACUGUAUCUUGUACACUGUGCAUUAUUGAUACAGAUGGAGAAUUGGGUGCCUUGGCUUAUUGGAAGACAAGCUCUCAGCCAAAUAUAAAACACAUUUGCCUUGUAAGGUUCUGCACUUUAGGAGACGGUAGUCAUCAGAGGUUAUGUGUGAGGAUAUCACUGUGGUUCUAUAGCUGGGCCUUAUAACACAGUGAAGUGCUAUAGGAGAGUGUCAUUCAGACUAUUUUUUUUAGAAGUGUGUAGAAAUACUUUGAUAGUCCUGAAGAUUUUAAUGGUAAAAUAUGUUCUAGGGUUACACUCUUAUGAUUUCGAGACCACAUUUACAUUAGUAGGAAAAGUUUUAGAUUGCCAAAUCAUUUCAAAACGUCUUUGAAUUUUCAAACAGCCAUUUGAGAAUUUCUGACCUUGAAAGGAUAUAGUACUUUGGUUCAUGCAUUUUUUUAUUUCCCAAAGCAAAUGAGUUGUCUAAAUGGAAAGGUUUUCCAAUGUCACAGUCAAACCCAUCUAUUAGAGGUGACAUGUACAAUGCCUUGCUUCUCUUUGUACUUUCACAAUAAUUACGAACUUUAAAUAUACGUUACCCACAUACUAAGUUAAUUGAGUAAUCUCAUUUAAAUGGUGAUAUUUGUAGAAGCCACAUUUUCUUAUGUGGGUUGAAUGUAAUUGAAAUGUUCAACUGUAAAUGCAUAAAGACAGCUACAUUCUACCCAUGUUGCAAAAUGUUCCCAAAAUGCAUCUCUUUAUUACAGUAUUGAUUCUCACACUGCUGUGUAGCAAAGUAGAAUAAAGUCAUAAAACUUUUGGAUUCUCUGAUCUGUGCACCUCUUUACAAGCAAUAAAGAGAGAGAUAUCUCUUGGAAAAACA
Messenger RNA from Oncorhynchus gorbuscha (pink salmon), 2785 nucleotides. RefSeq names its product autophagy related 4C, cysteine peptidase (gene atg4c). Lineage: Eukaryota; Metazoa; Chordata; Actinopteri; Salmoniformes; Salmonidae. The transcript is spliced from 11 exons. The record is from RefSeq and is a predicted model, not a curated record. Bases 190 to 1590 code for a protein of 466 amino acids. Gene Ontology annotation, molecular function: protein-phosphatidylethanolamide deconjugating activity.